Xyrauchen texanus (razorback sucker) is the source of this 4146-nucleotide messenger RNA. Its product is annotated as FK506-binding protein 15-like. Lineage: Eukaryota; Metazoa; Chordata; Actinopteri; Cypriniformes; Catostomidae. The transcript is spliced from 29 exons. The record is from RefSeq and is a predicted model, not a curated record. Bases 102 to 3626 code for a protein of 1174 amino acids. Gene Ontology annotation, cellular component: growth cone. Gene Ontology annotation, molecular function: peptidyl-prolyl cis-trans isomerase activity.
GCGACUGGGGAGAAUCAUAUGUUCAUAUUUGUAGUGCAGUCACAACUUAAUAUCUGGAAUAUUAGUACAUCUGACUUAUCUGUUCCCAUCAGUCUGGGAGUAUGUUUGCAACAGACGACGAGGACGGAGAUUUUCUGUCUCCCACUGGAGGGGCAAAGUUAGCUUCUCUCUUUGGACUGGACCAGGCAACAAGCCAGGGCAAUGAGUCUUUCCAGUAUACGGCCCCCAAACAGCCUCGCAAGAGCACCACAAACUCAGGACCCCAAACCCAAAAGUCAGCCCCUCCUCCCAACUCUCCAGCCGUUCUCUUUGCUACUGCAGUACAUGCCUACAGAUAUGUUAAUGGACAGUAUGUGAAACAAGGCAAGCUUGGAGCUGCAGUCCUUGGAAACCAUAUAACUAAAGACUACAAGAUCCUGCUGUAUGUCAGUCAGCAGAAGCCGGUGACAGCAGCCAGAAUCCACACUGACUUCAUCCUCACUGUCCAACCCAGUACCUACUGUACAUUUUACGAUGACCAGAGGCAGAAUUGGUCGCUCAUGUUUGAAUCAGAGAAAGCAGCUACAGAUUUCUGUAAAGAAGUAUGUCUCGCAAAAACAAACUGCAACAUUUCGUUAGACUCUGUCCUGAUCCAGGAUCUUGUGCUUGGUGAGGGGCAGGGUGUGGAAAAUGGAGACUGUCUAGAAGUGGCCUACACUGGCUGGAUCCUGCAAAACCACACCAUUGGAAUGGUGUUUGACUCUAAUCUGAAUAAAGACAAACUGCUGAGACUAAAGCUCGGGGCUGGGAAAGUGAUUAAGGGCUGGGAGAAGGGCAUGUUGAGCAUGCGGAAAGGUGGGAGGCGGUUUAUGGUGAUUCCGCCCAGUCUUGCGUACGGAUCGCAGGGCAUUCCCAACCGGGUUCCGCCAGAGAGCACGCUGGUCUUUGAAGCAGAGAUCCGCCGGGUUAAAUUUGCUAAGGAUGGAAGUUCAAGAGAGUCUGCGGCACCUUCUCCAGCUCCCAGUGUGGACAGUCUGGGCCCCUCUGAGAUGAACCAGCCCCUCGGUACCGCUCCACAAACCAGCAUAUCCAGUGAACCGCCUCUUUGUGCAAAAUCUAACUCGCCGAAUGAGCAGUUGAGUUAUUCAGAUGCCACUAAAGCAAAGCUGAUAUCACGCAUGGCCAAAAUGGGCCAGCCAAUGCUGCCCUUCAUCACCGGCCCAGCAUCAUCAUCCUCACAGCUAGAUUCUAGUGACUCAGAACUGGAGGACCCGAGUCUUGCCAGAUUGAAGGAACAUAACAGCGCACCAUCACCGCAGCCUGUACACAUGACCUCCGCCCCUCCGCCUUCAGGGCAGGCACUUAUACCUGUUGCCAUGGCAACAGCCAAUCCACAGCCUAUGAUGCCUGGAACAGUUCAUACCUUUCAGCCUGUCAGUCAUAUUUACCCCACACAGACUGUGCCUUACCAAGGAACUAGUGAUGUCACAUCCUUCUUGAUGACAGAGGCUCGACAACACAACACUGAAAUCCGAUUGGCUGUUGGGAAAGUAGCAGACAAACUAGAACACUUGACCUCUAAGAUUGAUGACCUACAAAAGCAAGGCAGCGUUUCGUUGGGCUUAUCUAACGUGUCCAUGGAAACAGCCAUGAUCAUGCACAACAUUCAGAGAAUCAUACAGGAGAACGAAUGUCUGAAAAAAGAAGUGUUUGAGAAAAGUUCACGUAUUGAGGAACAAAACCGCAAGAUUGGCGAGCUCAUCAAUCAAAACCAGAGGUACAUGGAGCAGAGUAAUCUACUGAUGGAACGGAGAAAUUACUCUCUGAAGAACAGCAGUGAACAGAGUCAGGCCAAAAUGCUGCAGGCAGAACAAGACAAGGUGCGGUUGACGGAGGAGUUGGCUUCCUCCACAGCACGCGUGUCGGAGCUGCAGCUGGAGUUGAGCUCACAGCAGCAAAAUGCCGCAGCUCUGCAGACCAAACUCAACGCAGCCCUGCAGGAGAGCCAGCAACACAGCACAUAUGUCACUAAACUGGAAGCCCAGCUACUGGAGCUCAAGGAGACGAUAGAAAGAGUGCAGAGUCAACACAAGAUGGAGAAACAGAAGCGUAAAGAACUGGAGCUCAAACUCAACAACAUGGAGGAAGAGCUUCAGGACAUAAAAACAGAGAAGGACAGUCUGGAGCGAACUCUCUCUGAGAGGAAGAGGAAGUGGCAGGUGGAGAGGCAGCGCUGUGAUGAGGAACUGGAAGAGGUAAGGAGGGCGGGGCAACAGGAGACAGACAACCUCAGGAGCCAAUUACGCAAAGCCAGAACCAGCACUGACCACGCCGCAGCUGCACAGUUACAGUCAGAUCUUGAGCAGGAGUGGCAGCUGAAGUGUGAUCAGGCUCUGACAGCAGCACGCGAACAGCAGAGGAGAGACCUGACUGAACUCGCAGAGACCAGAGACACACUGCAAAUCAAACUCACACAGCUGCAGGAGAAGUUUGAUGCACUCAAACAUUCACGUGAAUCAGAUGAACAGCUUUUACUUCAGCAGCAGGACCAGCGAGAGGAGAUACAGGCCUUGAGAGAAAAGUGCUCUGUAUUGGAGCAGAGAGUAGUGUUGAUGAAGGAGCACGGUGAGGAGCGUGUUUCAGAGCUGGAGAGGAAUCUGGCAGAGAAACAGCAGCAGACAGACACAGUAGGAGAGGUGAAGCGAGUGAUGAAUGGAGUGUUCCAGUCUCUGAGGGGAGAAUUUGAUCUAAAUGAGACCUACACAGGAAGUGCUGUACUCAGAGUGCUGGUCAACACCAUCAAGAGUGUCACACUACAGCUCCUCACUAAACCUGAGAGAUCUUCAUCUGAACACAGUGAAAAAGAAGAAGAGGAGGAGGAGAAAGAUGAGGAAGGAGAGAGUGAUGCACACCCAAAACAUGAGGUACAUAUAAACGGGAGGAGAGAGGAAGAGGAGAGGUAUUUGAGAUCUGCUGGCCAGGAUGAAGAUGGACCAUCGCAUGUUGAGAAGGAAGAAAUUUCACCUGCAGAGAAGAAGAAAGAAGUAAUGGAGGAACUCGAAAAAGAACACAGGAGCGAUCAGGACGUUGUGGAAGAAAAGAGGGAAGAGGAAGUUGUUGAAGAAAAGAGGGAAGGAGACAGUGUAGAAGAAAAGAGAGAAAGGGAAGUUGUAGAAGAGAAGGAAGUUGAAGGUGAUGCCAGCAAUGAACAACAUUUGCAGGCUCUUGAGUUGGACAGUGAGUGUGGCACAGAAACCACUCUUGAAGAACAGUCUGGAAAUGAGUUACACGAUGACGUCGCUCCUACACAGGACGUGAAGGUAAUUAAUGAGAAAAUUACAGAUUCUUUAGAUGAAACAGAAACUGCACAAGUGACACUAGGAGGACCUCCUAAGAACCCACUGCCACCACCACAUAACCCUCUACAAGAUGACUUGACCAAAACGUCUGCGCCGCUCUCCAGUCAAUCUGAGAGGGUAGAAGAGGAAAAUGGGGAAGAACCAUUUUUCCAGAGCGCCGCCCCUCCCCAGCCCAAACCCGCACCCACUGAUGAAGAGGAGGAGGAGCUGAGUUUAAAAGGACGGCCCCCUCCUGCACCUCUGUUUGGUGAUGACAGUGAUGAUGAUGGCCUGGACUGGCUUGGUUAAUAUGAACCCCUCCAACCGAGAGUGAAAACACCAGUGCCUGACGUCAGACGUCUGCUGUCAAGGAGGCCAGAUAAACUGACUGGCACAGGGAAAUUGUGCUUGUGUGUGCGCAGCUGGACAACAAAGGACAUGGGACUUAAAUGAUGGGUUCUGAUGGUUCUGGAAACAGAAAUAUUUCAGUUUUUUCUAUUUUCAGUGAACAGCAACCAUUAAUAGAUGACUUCCUACACAAGAUCUUCAUGGAGACAUGGGCUGACUGCUGCUUACAAAAUUGCAUUUUGAUAUUCAAGUACAUAUAGCAAGAAGUCUUCUUGAAUAAUCUCCAAUCAAAUAAUCUGUAGUCUAAAUACUGUCAAUCAUAACCAUUAGGUUUUUAAAUGUGUGUUAAUUUAUGAUGCAAUGUUCCUUUUUUCAAGAUGGGGGUUUCAUGCUAAAUACUGACGUUGAUAGCUUAAAUGGUUCUUAACAUUUUUACAUUGUGCAAACAGCAAUCAAUUCCACAUUAAUAAAAUAAGACUGA